This is a messenger RNA of Pocillopora verrucosa, 1389 nucleotides long. RefSeq lists its product as uncharacterized. The record is from RefSeq and is a predicted model, not a curated record. NCBI's taxonomy places the organism in Eukaryota, Metazoa, Cnidaria, Anthozoa, Scleractinia, Pocilloporidae. Gene Ontology annotation, cellular component: extracellular region.
UAGGAAAAUCCCUCGCUCCGUCAGGAAAGGGGCGGACAGUUCUUACCAAUAAAGUCCUCGCUAUGCUUUGCUUGUUAAAGUUGUUCAGUGACUUAAAGAUUCCUGUUAGGCUCCUUUGAUUCAAAGUGAGGGGUAAAGCUCUUCCAAGGAACCUAAACACAAACCACACCUCGACGUUUGUAACCAGCACAACGUUUAUGUCGUGGGUUACAACAUUCGAACACAACGGUGGAGUGCAAGAAGGCUACUUUGGCCCUGGUAUGGGGUCAUGUUCUGAUUAGUCUCGCCUCGAUCUUGAUUUCUGAAGCGGUAAUCACGGGUGGAGGAAUUCUGGGAUGCAAGCCAUGCGCAAUAGAUGACUGCAAAAACGAAACAAACUGUCCUCUUGGUUUCGUUAUGGACGUCUGUAAUUGUUGUACCAAAUGUCUUCGGGUUAACGGUCAGACUUGUGGUGGCAAGGGUUAUGUCGUCGGCCGCUGUGCAAAGGGAUUAAAAUGCAAUUUAGCUAGUGCUUCUUAUCAGCAUCCUGUAGGAAUUUGCAUCUCACUUAUCAAACCCACUUCUCAACCAGCUCAAAAACUCUUAAUAGACAGGCCUAUUAAAGGCGGGGAAAAUUUUCCUCGACAAGACAUUCCAGGUAGUAAUCACCGAAAAGAGGGGAACGAUUUACCAGGUGAUGAUGCGAAAUAUUACGUUCACCCAAACGGAAUGUGGAGUAUACACACUGUUAAAAUUCAAGAUGAUAUUGCAGCGAGUAAAGUGGAACCCACUGCGAUGAAUUCAACAGGGAACAAAACACAUGAUCAGGCACUGCACAAGAAAUCCACCAAAGCUUCGGUACAAGAUUCGAUUCCAGAUGUUACUCCGGCGGUGAUUUUCGUGGCUGCAAGUGGAGCCAUAUUUUUAUGUCUAAUUGGUCUGCUAUUUCUCCCCAUUUCGCGAAAAAGAGGAAACGCGAAAACCUCGCAAACAAAUUUACAAUGAAAAGGAAUGCCGAAUUUUAGCAAUUUUGUAGCCUAAGUAAGUUAUUAAAAUGUUUAUUACAACAAGAUGCACGUGAUAGCCGCAAGGGCAAUAGCAAAAAGCCGUUCAGAAACAUCUACUCAUCUGAAUUUCGCCUUCAAGCUUAGAUGACUAGUGGAAGGACCUCAUCCCUGUCGAUCUAGUUCUGUUCAAAACAGUCUUAAUAUUUCAAAUGAUGAGUCCCAUGUUAUCCGGUCCGAAGUUACGUUCAGAGUUUCAAAAAAGAAACCAAAAACAAUCCUAUGCGCUCGUCCCGAAUUUUAGUAAGUCCCAAAGCGCUAGUUUUCAUUUCUUCAUUCGUUUGAUUGAGUGAAUUUCCUGGACCCUAUUUGUAUGUAGAAUUGAAGCGUCAAGCCUUGAGAAUGA